AUGUGCUCCACUAAAAACAGCGCGGAGUUUCACCCUUCAACCUCAGAUCCCGCUCUGAUCCUGGAGCUGAAGACCAGACGCCCCCUGUCACUGGAAGGACGAGCGGACUGUGAGACAUGGAGCGUGGACUUCUCCCCGGACGGAGCCUGGUUCGCCUGGUCCAUGGGUCACGGCAUAGUGUGGGUUGUGGCUUGGCCGCUGGACUCAGAAGAAAGACAACAUGAAGACAUCGACCGAGAGGACAAGAGCUUCAGCUGUGGACAGCCAGUGUGGGGACUCGCUUUCGGACCCAGACCUCCGAAAUCAAAUGCUGCUUCUUCAGCAAAAAAUAUAAAAAAGGGAAAUAACAAUGGCACACUGCUUCUGGCGACCGGCUUGGAAAGUGGAGUAAUUAAAAUCUGGAAUGUUUUAACAGGUGAUGCUGUUUUUGAUCUGCAUGGACAUGAGGGAGUUGUCAGAAAUCUUAUUUUUCCUCAAAAUGGAACUCUCACUCUCAUCUCUUCUUCUCGAGACAAGACCUUAAGGAUCUGGGACCUGACUCAUAAAGGUAAAAAGGUGCAGGUGUUGUCUGGACAUAAGGACUGGGUGAGCUCUUGCUGCGUGUCAUCUGACUGCAGUAUGAUUGCUUCUGUUGGAAGAUUUGACAGAAUGGUGUGUUUAUGGAGUCUGCGCUCUUACACAUUCAUCAGGAAACUAAGCGGGGGCACCCAGAAGACUUUGUAUCUUCUGUCCUCAUGUGACUUCUCUCCUGACGGAGCGCUCCUGGCCACAGCAGCCUUCAGUGGCUCCAGUUGGUGGAUUGACCUAUGGGACCCUUACACUGCACAGAAGGUGUCCACUUUAAUUGACUACUUUGAAGAUUAUGGCCAAAAUCAAAUCUCAGCGCUGCAAUUCUCUCCCAACGGACUGCACUUGGCAAUAGUGACUGACGACAGACCACUACAAAUCUGGGAACCUGGCAAGAAGGGAAUGGUUAUGCAAGCGAAAACCGACCGAAGAUCCAAUGGGCUGUGUUGCAAUUACCAUCCAGCAGGGGGUGUGGUUGCUACAGGGACGAGGGAUGGCCAUGUGAGGUUCUGGCGCGCCCCGCGGACCGUGCCCUGCCUGAGUCAUCUGUGCCGGUCCAUCUUGCGCCACUCUGUGUCCACUCACCAAAUGGAGCCUCUACCUCUGCCCAAGAGGAUCCUGGAGUAUCUGACCUACAGGAACAUCCCGGACCUCAAGACCUGCUGCUCCGACGACGAGGAGGAGGAGGAGGAGGAGGAGCUUAAACUCGUUAGGAAGCAACACACAAUGCAAUAA
Messenger RNA from Knipowitschia caucasica, 1302 nucleotides. The record is from the annotation of a GenBank genome assembly. Lineage: Eukaryota; Metazoa; Chordata; Actinopteri; Gobiiformes; Gobiidae.